Molecule: messenger RNA, 5262 nt
Organism: Spirodela intermedia
Lineage: Eukaryota; Viridiplantae; Streptophyta; Magnoliopsida; Alismatales; Araceae
Source: the annotation of a GenBank genome assembly
AUGGCGACCACGCCUCUGCAGCGGGAGAAGGGAGACAAGGCGGCGUCGCCGGGCGUAGGGUAUCGGACGCCCGUGGUUAUGGAACCUAGGGUGGGGAGCGCACUCAAGGACGAGGCCAUCUGGAAGCGGCUCCGGGACGCUGGCUUCGACGAGAGGGUGAUCCAGAAGAGGGACAAGGCGGCCCUCAUCGCCUACAUAGGGAAACUGGAGUCUGAGGUGUUUACUUUAGUCUCUCUCUCUCUAUCUCUAUCUCUCUAUGGAUUUAUAUCUAUUUUUCUAUUCGUGUCCUGCAAGGAAAUAUCUCAUUUUAGGUUUCUUGCGCCUGCUUCUUGUAAUGAUUAUGUGGGGGAAAAUUUUAAGUCUAUUGCAAAGCAAGGUAUGACAUCGUUUUGUUUUUGAGUUUUCAUGGAGAUCAGGCACUGUGAGAAUGACGUUUUCUGCACGUCUCGAUAUUCGGUUUUUCGGUGUGAACUUGCAUCUUGUAUUCGUCAGCAGCUGUUCCAGAUAUUCUGCGCCGAAUUCUGGCGUACAACUUCCCCUAUCUUUCGUCUUUUUCCAUUUUUUAAAUCUUCGUCCCUACCUUCUAUUACCCUAAACUCAUGCACGCCGUGUAGUGUAUCUUGCAGGCGACGUAAUUCAUGGAUUUUUCUGUGAUGAUUUCGAAUUGGUUGUUUGUCUUGACGAUUGUUUGGAUACGACUGUUGCAAAGGUGUCCGUAGAUCACGUCUUUGGCAUUUUCAUUAUGUCUUUAGCUUCUUCAAGGAUCUUGUUCAACAUUUUUCUUCGGCAAUAUCAUCCAGAAGUAUAAUGCAGCGUUUUAUGCUUGAGAAUCAUAGAGAUUUCAUCUGUGUUUGUCGUUUAAUGCAGAUUUACGACUAUCAACAUCACAUGGGUCUUCUUAUACUGGAGAAAAAGCAGUGGAUAUCCAAAUAUGAGCAAGUUAAAGCCUCCGCUGAUUCAGCUGAAAUGGUCAAUAAACGAGAACUUGCUGCACAUUUAUCUGCUUUGUCUGAAUCCAAAAAGCAGGAGGAGAACCUUAAAAAGGCUAUAGGCAUUGAGAAGGAGAGUAUUGCAAGUGUAAGUACCCCAAUUGAAAAUUAAAUGUUGUUUUUGCACUGAUAUAGUAGACUUGUUCGCAUCCGUUCUCUUUUUUGACCUCCUAAAAAAUGAAGGAAAUUAUCACUUAGGAUGUGGGUAUAGUUUUUUUCCGUCGUUUGUGUUUGUCGUUUCUAUGUGAGUAUAUAGAAUUUUUCUCAAAUUAUCGUAGUUCCUUGCUUGUUAUCUUUAAGUUCACUUGAUUAUAUUCUUUCAUCUUCAGUAAAUACAUAAAAAAUCAUUUUUUAUAUGCAUAGAGAUACCCUAUGCUGUUUAUGUUUAAAAUGUGGGUUUGUCUAAAUUUUCUUAUAACCAUAGAUUGGUUCAGAAUAAUCUGUUUUCUGGAGAAUAUCAGUUGAGAAAGCCAAUAUGAAAGCCGGUCAUAGAAAGUGAUAAUCACUGAAGUCGGGAGAUUAUCAGUGAUGAUGUAUAUCCCUGAUUUUGUCCUACACGACGCUAUGACAUCCAUCAUGUUCAUAAAUUUCACCACUUCUGCAUGUAUUAUCGUCCGCUUUUUUUAUAUCUUUCAAAAAUUAUGCCAUUUGAAAUUUUCUUUCCAUAUGGCAUGCUGAGGCUUAACUUCUUGUCCCACGAGUGUGUUAAUAUCACUGCCAGAAUUAAAAGUUCAGAUAGGUGUCAUUAUGCAUCAAUAACUAUUCAGUUGUAUGUUUUAUUUUGUCUUCUGUAGCUCGAGAAAACAAUUCAUGAGAUUCGCGCACAGUCUGCCGAGGCAAAGGUUGCUGCUGAGAGUAAGCUCUCAGAGGCUCAUACAAUCAUGGAAAAUGCUCAGAAAAAGUUUGAUGAGGCUCAGAAGAAAUUGAGAGAUGCAGAAUCUUCAUGUUCAGAAGCUAGACGGUAUGAGAGAAUGGCUGCAAUAAAGUUACACGAAGUUGAAGCACGAGAAGAUGAACUUAGAAGGCGUCUUGUUCUUUUUAAUUCUCAGUACGUAAUUCUCCAUUCUGUUCAGAUUUUCCUUUUUGCAUGUUAUCUCUCUUUGUAUCUGUUUUCAUCUAUGACGUGAACUCUUUCUGCAGUCGAUGACUUAUGACACUUUUUUAUACCAUUUUAUUUUGUCCAUUUUAGUGAGAUGUUUGUGCAUUUGAAUUUCAAUAGUUGUCGGAACUCGGGUACAUACAGUUUCGUAUCCCCCAAGAAAUUUAAAAUAAAACAUACUGACUUCAUUUAGUGGGAUUGUUGUAUUUUGCAGAAGAAAAGUAAUUGUAUGACUUAGAUUACAAUGGGUAUCCUUUGAGAUGAGGUGUUUCUCUGACAUAUGCGAUGGUGUUCUUUUUUAUUGUUAAAUUUUUUUGGAUUGUCAUUCAUCUUUUGUAGCUUGUAUGUGUACUAGCCUACAAUUAACUUUGUAGUCCAAGCGUAAUCCUUUUGUAGUUAUGUUAUUGCUUGCACACUUCGGUUAUCUGAUCCUGAUUAUCUUUUUUUCAGAUGCGACUCAAGGGAAAAAGACAUUAGUCUCGAGAGACAAUCUUUAUAUGACUCCCAGAAGAUCAUGCAGGAAGAACAGGAAAAACUAUUGGAGAGACAAGCAUGUCUAAAUCAGAGGGAGGAACACGUAUUUGGAAGGUUAGAGGAACUUGCUCAGUUUGAGAAACAAUUGGAGAUAGCGAAACGAAAUCUUGAAGUAGAACAGACACUUUUGAAAGAAGAAAAAUCAAAUUUUGCUCUUGAUGUUCGAGCUCUUGCAACAAGAGAAGAGGUGUGGUAACAUCUGAAGUAUGUUUCUUCAUUGACAUAUGGGGCUAUUUUACUGAUCACUAACUUGCAUGCUGUACUAUUGAACACGUGCAGUCUGUCAUUGAGAGAGAGAGCCUGCUCGACAAGAAGCAGAAGGAGUUGCUUAUUUUGCAGGAAAAGCAUACUAUCAGAGAACAGGUGAGUUCAUGAGCCAUUGCAUGCUCUUUGAAAACAUUGGCUUGUUUCAGUUUUUGAUAUAUUCUUCUCUCUCUUAAUUCUUAUGAUAAAACUAUGUUGAGAAAAUCAAUUCCAGGAUGAAAUUCAAAGGCUCAAAACGGACAAUGAACGUCUACUGGAGCUAAGAAUGUCUGAGUUUGAAGCCAAACUGGAACAGCGGCGCAAGGAAGUUGAUGAGGAGAUAGAGAACAAGAGACUGGCUUGUAAACAGAGGGAGACUGAUUUAAGUCAGAGGACAGAGCUUAUUCAGGAAAGAGAGAAUGCUCUAGAACUCCAGUCGGCAGAACUGACUGAAAAGUAUAAAAUUUUUGAAGAAAAACUGAAACUUCUGGAGGAGAAGGAGCUAAGUUUAGCUGCCACUGAAAAAACAGCUGAGAAAAAGAUGUUAGACAUGGAAAAAGAAAAAGUGGAGAUUAAGAGUUUGACGUUGGAGCUUGAGAAAGUGAAAGAAUUAUUGGAAGCUGAAAAGAAUGAAGUUCUUCGGGAGAAAGAGAAACUUGAUCUAUCUGCCGUUGAAAGAAAUGACCUGUUUCUUAUGGAAAAAAGGCUCAAGGAAGAAAUCGAUAGUUUUAGAGCCCAACAGGCAGAACUUAUGGUGGAAGCAGAUAAGUUGAAAGAAGAAAAGGAAAAGUUUGAGCGUGAGUGGGAUCUGAUUGAUGAAAAAAGAGUAGAACUACAGAGGGAAGCUGAUAGAAUCGCCGAAGACAGAAAAUCCGUUUGCCAGUACCUGAAAAAUGAACAGGAGAGUUUAAAGGCAGAAAAGGAAGAUUUGCGCAAUCAGUUCAAAGGUUACUAUGAUUCCCUGUCCCAUGAACGGGAACAAUUCAUCAGCAACAUGGAGCGUGAACAUUCCGAAUGGUUUAGCAAGAUUCAAAAAGAGAGAGAAGAUUUGAUGGAAGACAUGAAGUUACAAAAGCAAGAGCUGGAAAAUUCUAUAAGGAAGAGGCGUGAUGAAGUUGAUGGUUAUUUAAGAGAGAAAGAAGAGGGAUUUGAACGAGAGAAGACCAAUGAACUACAGCAAAUAUACUUUCAAAAGGAAAGGAUCGCAAAGGAAUUGGAACAUCUUGCAACUGAAGUUAAAAAAUUUGAGGAUGAAAAGACGGCAAUUGCAUUGGAUCGUGAGCACAGGGAGAAAGAAUGGUCUGAGAUAAAAUGUUCCAUUGAUGUACUGAACUUGCAGCGGGAGAAGCUGCAGAGACAACGAGAACUACUGCAGACCGAUAGACAGGAGAUUUUCUCCCAGAUUCAGCAUCUAAGGAAAUUGGAGGAUCAAUGCAUUACUUCAGAGCAUAAAUCUCUCAGUGAUAGUGCAAAAAAUGACGCUCUUGUUAACUAUGCAAAUCUGCAGAGUGCAGAGAAAAAGAAUGCAGGUAACAGAGAAAAAAAAAGUUGGGCCAGUCAGAAACUUUCACCAGGAAAUGUUCCCCAUAAAGCAGUGGGCAGUAUAUCGCCUCCUAUGUCAAUGACUUUCUCGUGGGUGAGAAGAUGCGCUCGAAUUAUACUUGGGCGAUCCCCUGAAAAGGUUAUUGAUGCAAGCUCUGGGAAGGAUGUAGGGACUGGCGGCUCAAUUCAGCAUGGAGAAAAAAAAUCAAAUUUAAGGGAGGCUGAGGACUCUGAAAGUAGUGGGAGGUUUCAGGAUGCAGAUAAGUCACGUCCACUGAUUGAUGCAGACGUUGAGGAGAUUAUUCAAUAUCCCACAGAUGGUCUACAUUCUUCGACGAUGGGAAAGAAAAGACUAAACAGCUCGCCGCUUAGUGUUGAUGGAGAUGUGCAUCUAGAGCCAUUCCUGAAACGCCAGAAAGAAAGUAAUGAGCUCAACUUUGUCAACGAGUUUCCUGUGGCAGAGGUCACUUCCAAAAGGUAUAUACCUUUUUUUAAAUCUUAUUUGACCGACAAAUUAACUAUUUGUUUCUCAAAGGUUGUAUUUCUGUCGUUGCUGUUGUGGACAACAGUGGUUCAGUUGCUUUCGACCGAACCUCAGAAGGUAGCGAAAUGUGUGAGCCGUGCUUUGAGGAGGUGCCCGCCUACUUGAGGCAUGCCGAAGAAAUUGAGUCCUCUGGCUGUUGCCCAAAAGGUGAAGAGGCUUUGAUGGCUGAUAAUGUUGAAAGUGGAGUACACAAUGGUGACGACCCGUCGUCCAAUGGCCAACCGUUGUUGAAGCAACCGAAAGACAUGCUGAAAAGGGAUUCUUCAAGAUCUGCGGGGCCAUCAGAUGAGGUUUGUGCGACUUCUCUUUAA